AUGGACGAAGAGCUCGGUGCAGCUACGUGGAGUCCGCAUGCCUUGGAAGCCCCGGCUCGCGCUCGUACUGCGGCUGCUGCUUCUGAUCUGGGACCGCUUGCUGCCCCACAGAAUUCUUCCCAGGGACUCGACUGGGCGAAUCUGUCCACGCAGCAGCUCGAGCACGACCCGGAAAUACAGCAAGCCAUCGAAGAGACUGCGCUGCCGCCGUCGAGGGGACACCCGCGUCUCUUCAAGCGGGGGCCGUGCUCUGCAUGCGGAGCGGCACGUCAUCCUCACAUCUUCCAGUCUGGAAGGAAGCAAGGACAGCUCAGAUUGCUGUGCAAUCGCUUUACAAGCACAAUGCGGACGGCAGGCGUGCAUGCUGGCAAGAUGCUUGCUUCCCGCGCGAUCGGCUCAACGAACUGCCUGCGCAAUUGCUUGCAGAGUUCAUGUGGCACUUGGAUGGGCAUCAAGAAGAAGCUCCGCCGCACACAGCUGAAAGGCCGAAGCGGCAAAAACAAGGCCAAGGUUGACUCACUGUUUGGGGCCUUUCUCCUGAGGAGUUCAGGUCUUCAUGCAGUGGUCGCUGCUGUUGCUAAGUACAGAUGCUGGGGACGAACCAGCGGAGUGGCCCCGGCGCAGUUCUUCCAAGAAGAAACGUUGCCGCUGUGGCUGCGCCAAGCCAAGUGA
Molecule: messenger RNA, 672 nt
Organism: Symbiodinium sp. CCMP2456
Lineage: Eukaryota; Dinophyceae; Suessiales; Symbiodiniaceae
Source: the annotation of a GenBank genome assembly